AGAGUUCAGCAGCAGCAGCUCGGCCGAAGUUACAGCGAAACUUCCACAAUAAUAUUAAUAAUGUUUCGCUGAAAAAGAUGAGUCGCCAGCAGGACGUCGUGUUGACCGCAUACACCAGCAACUCUGAGGCCGUGCUGGCGGUUAAAGAGUCCGCGGAGUUUCCAGCAGCGAGACGGAGAUCAGGUUUUCUCCACAUUCAGCAGCUGCAAACAGUCGAUUCUGCUGGAUCCUGCUGGCCGGAGCACUGUCUGAAGAGAAGCCGCAGAACCGGUCAGUAUAAUGUGCAGCGGCUCAGAGGGCCCGCGGCGGCCCCGUACCAGCGCUGCAGCUCGCAGGACUCUCUUGAUGAGCAGGCCAUGGUGGAUUACUUCAAAGAGGUGGAGAUCAUCCAGCGGAGUGGAGACGCAGAAACACAGGAGGAGCUGCAGCUGAAGGUGGCUGAUGAGGGUGAGCAGGAGGAGGCAUGGCUGAUGGAGGCGGGGCUAGCGACUCUGUUCGACCAAUCGGCUUCCGACGGCGAGGAUGGCAUCGCUCUCUUGUCGACUCUGACCCGAACACAAGCAGCCGCUGUGGAGAGACGUGUGGAGACGCUUAAGCAGACGCUACGCAAGCGCAACAAACCCUACGUAGUCCCUGAUGUGCGGGAGAUCUUUAAACCCUCGCCCACUGCUGCACACAGUAAACAGGAUGAGGCAGAAUCCACAGAGCGAAGUGGCAGCAAUAAACAGGAAGUGGAAGGACUGGGUAACGGGGUGGGGCCUGUUGCCAAAGGGGGUGGAGCUAACGCUGAGACGGACAUUAACCUGGAGGUGUCCUUCUCUGAACAGGCGCUGGUCUAUAAAGAAGAGCUGAAGCUCAGCAAACCUCAGAGUCAAGCUGACGACAGACUGCCUGAUUUUAAAGUGUCUCAGGAUAAGACGGGACAGACUAAAGUGGGCGAUCUGUCGGCGGAGGACAUGAAGAAGGUGCGCAGGCUGGUCCUGAUAGAGAUGAGCGCUCUGUUCGACACGUGUGGCGUUGAGGUCAAGGCUCAUAAAGCACUCAAGGUCAAAGUCAGAGAGUCGGGUUUGUUUGGAGUUCCUCUCACUGUUCUGCUGGAUCAAGACCAGCGCAGGAUCCCAGGAACCAAAGUGCCUCUGAUACUGCAGCAUCUGAUCUCUCACAUAGAGGAGCAGGGUUUGGACACAGAAGGUGUGCUGAGGAUUCCUGGAGCAGCUACUCGAGUCAAGGCCGUCUGCCAUGAGCUGGAGCAUAAGUUCUAUGAAGGCCUGUUUCCCUGGGAGAGUUUGAAGCAGCACGACACCGCCAGUCUUCUGAAGCUGUUCAUCAGAGAGCUGCCGUACCCACUGCUGACCGUACAGUACUUCAAUGCCUUCAUCUCUGUGCUGAAGUUGCCCUCUCAGAAGCAGCAGCUGCAGGCUCUAAAUCUGCUGGUGCUGCUGUUGCCCGAACACAACCGAGACACACUGAAGGCAUUGAUGGAGUUCUUCCAGCGCGUGAUCCACCAUAAGGACAAAAACAAAAUGACCCUCAACAAUGUUGCAGUGGUGAUGGCGCCCAACAUCUUCAUGUGUAAGGGUUUCCGUAGUAAGAUCAGCGAGCAGCAGGAGUUCGCCAUGGCAACUGGCACCGCCAACAUCGUCCGGCUGCUCAUCCGCUACCAGAACCUGCUCUGGACGAUUCCUAAGUUCAUCCUGAAUCAAGUGCGCAAACACAACAUGGAGAACCAGCGGAAGAUGAACAGAGACCGAGCGGUAAAGAAGCUGCUGAAAAAGAUGGCGUAUGACCGGGAGAGAGCCACUGAGAGACAGGAGAGAAACACUGAGGCUGAGGGAGGCUUCAUAAGGGUUCAGGCUCCUCAGUUCCUCAUGGUGUCCAUGGCCAUUCAGCUGACAGAGGAUCUAAAGGCCUCAGAUGUCCUGACACGCUUCCUCAGUCAGGAGAGGUCUGUGACUGUGAAAAGGGAAGAUCUGUGUCUCUAUGAGAUGGGAGGAAACAUCAAGGAGAGAUGUCUGGAUGAAGAGACGUACAUCAAAGCUCUUCUGGAGCUCAACCCCAGUGCAGAGUGGGUGAUCAAAUCAGUCCAACACUGACCCAACAGACACUACACACACAUAUCCACACACACACACACACACACACACACACACACACACACACACACACACACACACACGCACACAUAUAUAUGUGGACACACAAACACACGCGCACACUGACGCAUGUAAAACGAUACAAACAAACACAGAGAGAGGAAGACCCACGUCCACUACAACACAUCACAGACUACACACAACACAGACACACACACUGAAACACACACACUGACACGCGCAUGCAAACAAGCACACACAUACUCUGACAAGCACACAAACAAGCACACACACUCUGACAAACACAAACACAUGAACACACACUGACACAAACAAGCACACACACAAACAUAGAUGCACACACACUGAUACAAACACACACAUGCACACACCCUCUGACACAUGCACACACUGACUCAAACACACACAUUCACACACUCUGACACACAAACAGGCACUGACAAAAUUACACACAGACACGAAUACACACAUGCACACACGCACUCUGACACCCAAACACACACAAACAUGCACACACUGUCACUAAUACACACACACACACACACACACACACACACACAGAAACACAAACAAACAAACAAGCACACACAAACACAAGCACACUCUGGCGCGAACACACACACACAUGCACAAACACAUAUACAGAGAAACACUCCACUACAUGUCCACUACAGCACAUGCCAAAUAACUCGAGACGUCUUCAACACACACACACACACACACACACGCACACACACACACACACACACACACACACACACACACAAACACACGUCCACUACUGAAUGUGUUUUUGCUCAGACCAAAAGAGCUGCUGGUCUCCUCCAUCAGACAGAUGUAACGCAGUGUUUGUGAGGGACAGAAACACACACUCAUCUAUCAUCUGUUCACGAAUCUCCACACUUCAUAGGGAAAACUUUAAUACUGUGGCCUUUUUUGAAAAGAGCGUCAGCGUUCAUCCUCCUGCACACUCUUCUUCUCAUUAUACUCUCACUGCUGUCGCUGACUUUGUCAUUUAUAUUAAAAAGAAACAUAUAAAUUGAGGUUAAAAUAGGAUCCUUCUAGUUUCCCUGAGCUCCACAAAUCUCUUCUACAUUUUAUACCAAAUGAAAACAUGUAAAACAUCCUCAGACGGUUGCAGCGCUGAGGUACAUUUACUACAUUUACUCUAUUAAACCUGUCCCUGAUGGCUUUAGCAAUGACUACGUUUACAUGGACGUCAGUAAUCUAAUCAUUUGCCUAAUCUGAUUUAGACAAUAAUAUGAUGAUGGUGUUUACAGGAGUUGCUUAUUAAAUGUUCAUGAUCCUGUUUGACAUGCUAUAGCACAUAAUUCAAUAAAUGUCACCGCGCUAUCAACAUUUCCUCCAGAGUUUCAUGUACUUUCAGGUGUAUCAUCUUUAAUUUGUCGACUUUAACUGCAGUUCGUCAGUUUUACUUUCAUUCAGGAACAUUUCAUGCAUGCCCCCUGUGAAAAUCGAGAUGGAAGAGUGAAGUUUUAAUGGAAUUUAAUAGCCGCACGUCGUAUGGAAAGACAAAACCUCUGCGUUUUGUGUGUCAGGUGUCUGUGGUCCUUUACUGACUCGGUAGGUGUAGAGAAUAGUGUGAAACAGCUGUGUGUAUAAAAUAUCCUGUCGCAAAAUGUGGCAAAAAUCCUGCACGACGAUAAUAGUUUGAACACUUUCACGCAUACGAUCACAUCAGUGUGAUUAGCCUUGGCUGGUCCCUGAAGUUUACAAUCACACUGGUGUGAUCAGCCAUGGCUGGUCCUUGAAGCGUAGGAUCACACUGGUGUGAUCAGCCUUGGAUGGUCCCUGAAGUGUACAAUCACACCGGUGUGAUCAGCCUUGGCUGGUCCUUGAAGCGUACGAUCACACCGGUGUGAUUGGCCUUGGCUGGUCCCUGAAGCGUACGAUCACACCGGUAUGAUCAGCCUUGGCUGGUCCCUGAAGCGUACGAUCACACCGGUGUGAUCAGCCUUGGCUGGUCCCUGAAGCGUACGAUCACACCGGUGUGAUCAGCCUUGGCUGGUCCCUGAAGCGUACGAUCACACCAGUGUGAUUACAACAUUCAGAGCGCACAUCAUCAACUGCUAAAAUUGCUGAGGCACAGAAAGAGGUGUGAUUUCCAUGCUUUCGAACAAAUUACAUUUAUUUUAGGUUUCAGACAUUCACAUACACGUAACUAUAAGCAAACCAUACCAUUAAAGGUUUGUAAAGUACACGCGGAUGUCUAUGAAGACGGCAAUAAUAAUUAUUUUCAAUAUAACUGGAUGAUGUGCUUUGUUCACGUAAGAUAAACACUGUUACUAGAAUGUUUUCUCCAUUCCUCUCCCAGAUGAACAGUUGCUUACCUUCAUGUAUUUCAGCAGAAAAUUAUGAAUAAACAUGACAAAACCAGCAGCUCGAAUCUCUCCUGCAGGUGUUGCUAGAAGGGAAACAGCUGUGAUCGGAAGUUAAUAAAUAAUAUUAAUAGUUAACGAUUAGUAUUAAUAUUGGCGACGCGGAGGUGCAGUAGGUAAUGCUGUCGCCUCACAGCAAGAAGGUUGCUGGUUCGAGCCUUGGCUGGGUCAGUUGGUGUUUCUGUGUGGAGUUUGCAUAUUUUCCCCACAUUCGUGUGGGUUUCCUCCGGGUGCUCCAGUUUCCCCCACAGUCCAAAGACAUGCGGUACAGGUGAAUUGGUUAGGCUAAAUUGUCCAUAGUGUAUAAGUGUGAAUGAGAGUGAAUGGAUGUUUCCCAGUGAUGGGUUGCAGCUGAAAGGGCAUCCGCUGUGUAAAACAUGUGCUGGAUAAGUUGCUGGUUCAUUCCGCUGUGGCGACCCCGGAUUAUUAAAGGGAUUAAGCCAAAAAGAAAAUGAAUGAAUAGUAUUAAUAUUAUUUAUCAAAUUAUGCAUUAAUUGUAUUUUAUUAGAGUCUACCCCUACCUCAACCCUAAACCCAACCCUCAUGGUACUGUAAAAAUAAUAUUAUUUGUUGCAGUGUCACAAAAAUGAUGCUUUAUUGACGUGAGUAUCCUCAGCUUUAUCCCAUUUAGACUUCACAGCGCUGGUGGGUCACGUGAUAAACUUGAGACUUUUAGUAGCAUUAUUGAAGUGCAGUACAGACAUGUAAACACAGCAAUCAAACUAUGAUCGUCGUUUAGGAUUUUUGCCAUAUUUUGUGUUAGGAUAGUCUACAUACCCACAUGCAGAGUCACUGAUUCGAUCCAAGACCAACGACGAGCUGAUCCCAAGGUUUCCAUAUCCUGGAUCAGGCCGUAUCCUGAGCAGCUACUGUGGUGGUCAUGGAGGAGUGGAGAACAUGAGACUGAUUCCUGUGACGCUCCAGAGACAGACGAGUCUUCACUGAGGCCAGCUUCCAGCCUCCACCACUGAGACUGCAGCUCUGCACAAGACGUUUGGCCAGCGGAGAAAUUAAAAUGGUCAUGAUCAACUGAGUCUGGUUUCUCUCAAGGUUUUUUUUUCUUCACUUUCGCCAACUAGUGAAGUUUUUUUCCCUCUCCGCUGUCGCCUCUGGCUUGCAUGGUUCUGGAUCUGUAGAGCUGCGCAUCGUUGGAUUUGCUCUUCAGUGUUUGGACUCUCAGUAGUGAUUAUUAAACCACACUGAACUGAGCUCAACUGAACUGAACUUAAACACUACAAACUGAACUACACUGUUCCUAUUUACUAUGAUCUUCUAUGUGAAGCUGCUUUGACACAAUCUACAUUGUAUAAGUGCUACACAAAUAAAGGGGAAUUGAAUUGAAUUGAAUUGAAAAACACACACAGCUGUUUGACACUAUUCUCUAGAUCUACAGAGUCAGUGAAGGACCACAGAAACCUGAAUCGUGAAAUGCAGAGGUUUUUUUUACCCAUAAGGCGUGCAGUAUCAAACUGCAUUAAAACUACACUCUUCCAGCAGUUCCUUGUAUCCAAUAUCUUGUUUGUCACAGGGGCCAUGAAUGAAAUGUUCCUGAAUGAAAGUGAAUGUGAUGAACUGCAGUUAAAGUCAACAAAUUAAGAAUGAAACACACAAAAAUACAUGAAACUCUGGAGGAAAUGUGGAUAGCCUGGUGACACGAUGACGUUAAUCGUAUUAUGUGCUAUAACAUGUAAAACGGGAUCAUGAAAGGAACAUUUAAAGAAGCAACUCAUGCUAACACCUUCAUAUUAUUGUGUUAUUCAGAUUAAGUAAAAUAAUUCCAUUACUCAUGUCCAUGUAAACGUAGUCAUUGAAAAUUCUGCUUUAAAAUCAGUCUCACGUUAGCGCUUACUGCCAAUAAAUUGUUCGCUCGCUCCCAGGGAUCUUGAACGUACUUUUGUUUUAAAGAAAUAUUUUGUAAUGUUGGAUUAAAUUGAAGUUUCUACAGAGUCAGAUGAUGCAAGUUUCAGACCUCAUAAAGUACUUCAACGGAGGGAAAAACACUUCGCAAUGAUGCCCAUGUCAUUUCAAUGAGUAGUUUUGAGCUAUGAUUGUUGUUUUUUACUGUACUAUACAGUAUCUUUUACUGAUAUUGUUCUUUUACUGUGAAUAUGGCUAAAACGACUUUUAAUGCCUCUUAAAUUAACCACUAGAUGUUUUUUUUUUGUAAAUAAAUGUGCAAUUCCUCA
Danio aesculapii is the source of this 6699-nucleotide messenger RNA. RefSeq names its product Rho GTPase activating protein 18 (gene arhgap18). The record is from RefSeq and is a predicted model, not a curated record. Bases 78 to 2093 code for a protein of 671 amino acids. Lineage: Eukaryota; Metazoa; Chordata; Actinopteri; Cypriniformes; Danionidae. Gene Ontology annotation, cellular component: cytoplasm. Gene Ontology annotation, biological process: signal transduction; regulation of actin filament polymerization; regulation of small GTPase mediated signal transduction. The transcript has 16 exons. Gene Ontology annotation, molecular function: GTPase activator activity.